CAUCGUCCUCUCUCUCAAUCUCGGAGAAAGAGUAGUCAUUUAUCCCCAAAUUUGGGGAUUCUAGGGUUUCAUGGAGCCCCGGGGGAAUCCUGCGCGAUCGGGGGCUGGAAUCAUCUCUAGGAUCCGCCUUGAGAAUUUCAUGUGCCAUGGCAGUUUGACGAUCGAGCUUGGCGAUUGGGUUAAUUUCAUCACCGGCCAGAAUGGAAGUGGGAAGAGUGCGAUUCUGACUGCGUUGUGUGUGGCGUUCGGUUGCCGUGCCAAGGGGACGCAGAGGGCUUCGUCUCUUAAAGAUUUCAUCAAGAAUGGUUGCAAUUAUGCUGCUAUUUUUGUGGAAAUAAAAAACCAAGGGGAAGAGGCUUUCAAGCAUGAAACUUAUGGUGAUCUGAUAAUACUUGAGCGGAGGAUCACAGAGAGUAGUAGUACCACUAAUUUGAAGGACUGUCAAGGGAGGAAGGUUGCAACUAGGAGAGAUGAACUUCGUGAACUUGUGGAACAUUUUAAUAUCGAUGUUGAGAAUCCAUGUGUGAUUAUGAGUCAAGAUAAAAGCAGAGAGUUUUUACAUUCUGGAAAUGACAAAGAUAAGUUUAAGUUCUUUUUUAAGGCCACCCUUCUUCAAAAUGUAAAUGAGCUAUUACUAAAUAUCAGAGUCCAGCUGGAUGCUGCGAGUGCUAUUCUUGAUGAACUGGUAUCAUUGAUUAGGCCUAUAGAGAACGAACUCAAAGAUUUGCAAGACAAGAUUAAGAACAUGGAACAUGUGGAAGAAAUAGCUCAUGAAGUGCAAAAUCUGAAGAAAAAACUGGCAUGGAGCUGGGUAUUUGACGUUGACAGACAAAUUCAGGAACAAAAUGUCAAGCUUGAGAAGCUUAAAGAGCGAGUCCCUACUUGCCAAGAGAGGAUUGAUAAAUACUUGGCUAAAGUGGAGAAAUUGAAGGAAACACUUCUCACCAAGAGGACCAAAAUAACCUCUAUGACGGAAAAAACAUCUGAAGUGAGAAGAGGGAAGGAAGAAUUGCAGCAAAAGCUCUCACUGGCUACCAAAGAGAGUCUUGAGGUUGAAGAAGAACACUCCCGUGUAAACAAUGUUAUUAGGAAGAUAUCUGCUCAAAUUGUGUCACUUGAGCGGCAGGUUCAAGAUAUCCAGGAACAGCACAUGAAAGCCACACAGGCUGAAGAGUUUGAGAUUGAGGAAAGAAUGAAGGAAAUUAAUGAUGAGGUUGAUAUAGUCCAGAAGAGUGUAACAAGGUUACUAGAAGAAGAAAAUUCCCUAUCAGAAAAUUUAGCAUUGGCAAAAAGCACUGUUAAGGAAAUUGCAAAGGAGAUUGAAGAAUAUGAAAGAAAGAAUCGUGAUUUAAAUUCUUACAUCCGCGAUCUUCAACGACGACAAACUAAUAAGGUAACUGCAUUUGGGGGAGACAGAGUGCUGAAUCUCCUUCAAGCAAUUGAGCGACAUCAUAGGAAAUUUAAAAGCCCCCCUAUUGGCCCAAUUGGUGCUCAUGUGACUUUGGUUAGUGGUGAUAUGUGGGCUCUAGCAGUUGACUGUGCUAUUGGAAGGUUGCUAGAUGCUUUUAUUGUCACUGAGCAUAAAGACUCUCUUCUCUUACGGGCUUGUGCUAGAGAAGCAAACUAUCAGAACCUUCAAAUUAUCAUAUAUGAUUUUUCCAGGCCAAGGUUAAACAUUCCAAAUUACUUGCUUCCAUCAACGAACCAUCCAACUACACUUUCAGUCAUACAUUCAGACAAUCACACAAUAAUGAAUGUGCUCGUGGAUAUGGGUAAUGCUGAGAGGCAAGUGCUUGUUCAAGACUAUGAAAUGGGGAAAUCUGUUGCGUUUGAUCAGAGAAUUCAAAACCUGAAGGAGGUGUACACUUCAGAUGGAUAUAAAAUGUUCUAUAGAGGUUCAGUGCAAACCACCCUCCCUCCAAAUAAAAGGGCUAAAACUGGCCGCUUAUGCAGUUCAAUUGAUGAUCAACUUUAUGAGAUUGAAAUGGAGGCAUCAAAAGUUCAGGAGCUUAUACAAGAAGGCAAGGGAAGAAAAAGGAUUUCUGAAAGAUCAGUGGAGGAUCUUGAAGCUAGAAUGCAUAGUGUAAAAAAGCGACGAACAAAUGAAGAGAGAGUUCUGAUGGCUAAAAAGUUAGCAUUGCGUGAUAUGAAGAGUGCAUAUGAUGCUGAAUUUAAUAGUGCUGACCACACUCCUAAUGUGGAAGAGCUUUAUCAAGAAAUCACGGAUCUCCAAGAACACAUGCAAGUGAAACAGAUGUCCCUUGAGAAAAUCAAAGUUAGGAUGACUAUCGCCCAAGAAAAGGCCAGUGAUCUAAGAUCAUCCUUCGAGAAAUUAUGUGAGUCAGCAAAAGGGGAAAUUGAUGCAAUUGAAGCAAGAGAACGUGAACUGAUGUUGGCAGAAGAUGAUCUACGUUCUGCAGAGGAUGAAAGAACUCAUUAUGAAGGAAUCAUGAAUAAUAAGGUGCUGCCUGAUAUCAAAGAAGCAGAAGCAUUGCUUGAAGAGCUCCAACACAAUCGCCAGGAGAAUUCCAGGAAAGCAACCAUCAUAUGCGCUGAGAGUGAAGUGGAAGCUUUAGGAGGUUGUGUUGGGAGUACUCCAGAGCAACUCAGUGCCCAACUGAACAGAUUGAAACAAAAACUUCAACAUGAAAGCCGGAGAUACUCCGAGUCAAUUGAUGAUCUUAGAGCAAUUUAUGAGAAAAAAGAGCGCAGAAUUUUGAGUAAACGACAAAACUAUGAAGCUUUCCGUGAUGAGUUGCAGGCAUGCAAGGAAGCACUUGAUUCACGGUGGACAAAAUUUCAGAGAAAUUUAAAUUAUUUGAGGCGACAGUUAAUUUGGCAGUUUAAUGGACAUUUGAGGAAGAAAGGCAUCAGUGGGAACAUUAAGCUCGAUUAUGAUGAUAAGACUCUAUCAGUAGAGGUGAGUAAACUUUCUCCAUCAUCUAGGGCGAUAUUACUGUGCCGGGACACUAGAGGGCUUUCAGGUGGUGAGCAUCUUUCUCUCCCACUCUUUGUUUUGCUUGACUCUACGCUUCAUGAAAUGACUGAAGCACCAUUUCGAGCCAUGGAUGAGUUUGAUGUAUUUAUGGAUGCUGUUAGCCGGAAAAUCAGCUUAGAUACCCUUGUCGAUUUUGCUGUGGCUCAAGGGUCACAGUGGAUAUUUAUAACCCCUCAUGACAUCAGCAUGGUGAAAUCUCAUGAGAGGGUCAGGAAGCAGCAGAUGGCAGCACCUCGUUCUUGAUAAGAGAAUCAGUCUGCACACUAACUUAUCUAUUUACUGUUUGUUUUGGAAAGCAUGUUGAUAGUGCUAAUUGGACUAAAUACACCAGCCAGUAUAUGCUCAGGGAAACAAUGUAAUUAGUUACUCCCAUUUGUCUGUUUUAGUACUUUUUAUAUAUGAACUAAGGAAAACUAUGUCAGUUUUGAUUGGUCUUGGAUCA
This is a messenger RNA of Dioscorea cayenensis subsp. rotundata (Guinea yam), 3440 nucleotides long. Its product is annotated as structural maintenance of chromosomes protein 6B. Lineage: Eukaryota; Viridiplantae; Streptophyta; Magnoliopsida; Dioscoreales; Dioscoreaceae. The coding region runs from base 71 to 3241 and encodes 1056 amino acids. Gene Ontology annotation, cellular component: nucleus; site of double-strand break; Smc5-Smc6 complex. The record is from RefSeq and is a predicted model, not a curated record. The transcript is spliced from 28 exons. Gene Ontology annotation, molecular function: single-stranded DNA binding; protein binding; damaged DNA binding. Gene Ontology annotation, biological process: chromosome organization; double-strand break repair via homologous recombination.